UGAUUGAACAAAGAAAAAAAAAUGUUUUCAUUCUGUUCUGUAUUGUCAUUUUAAUACGUAAUUUUUGGCUUGAUCAUACUUAUUAAAAUAUUAAUUUUAUGUUAUUGGAAGUACAGUAUAAAAAUGGUUGACCCAAUAUUCGAUUACCAAUUUAGGCUAAUUUUAAUCGGCGACAGUACAGUGGGAAAAAGUUCAUUGUUGAAGUAUUUUACGGACGGGAAAUUCGCAGAGUUAUCGGAUCCCACGGUGGGCGUAGAUUUCUUCGCCAGAAUUAUCGAAGUACAAGAUGGUACGCGAAUUAAAUUACAAUUGUGGGAUACAGCUGGCCAAGAAAGAUUCAGAUCUAUAACGAAGUCUUACUACAGAAAUUCAGUGGGUGCUUUAUUAGUGUAUGAUGUGUGUAAUAGAUCUAGUUUCGAGCACAUACCUCUUUGGAUGAUGGAGGCAAAGAGGCAUAUAGAACCACACCGACCAGUGUUUGCCCUAGUAGGGUGUAAGGUGGACUUGGUUGGUGACAACAAGAACACUACCCGGAGAGAAGUCUCGUGUGAGGAAGCUAGAAUGUUUGCUGAAGAAAAUGGUCUACAUCAUGUAGAGACAUCAGCAAAAAGUGGUUUAAACGUUGAAGAGGCCUUUGUACUUGUUGCUCAAGAGGUGUACAACCGCAUACAAACAGGUGAAUAUAAAGUGGAAGACGGCUGGGACGGUAUAAAGACUGGUUUCAACCGGCCCAACGGUAUGGAUUUCAAUUUGUUAGAAGCGGAAACUGUCCAGUCCACUUGCUGUUAGAUAAUAAAUUAUUGUGUACAUAUUCGACUCACGGCUAGUAUGAAAUAUUUAAGAGUAAUUUUAUAUAAAUGUAGUUAAGGAGCAGAUGCAGUUAAACUCUUUUUAUUCAUUGAAACAUUUUCUCCCUGUAUAACGAUACUUGGUAAUAAGAGUGCUUUUGUAUAUUAUAGCACAACAGUGUACAAUUUUGCUGCCAUGAUAUAAUAAGGAUGUAUAUAUAACUACUUGUUUAUCUCUAUAGAAAUGCACAAUAUAGUCAUAAUAUAAUAAUAAUAAAUAUUAUGUAUUUCAAACAAUUAAUGCCUAUAUUAGAAUGCCUAGUCAUAUUAAUAUAUAUAUACAUUAAUAUAAAUGUAUAAAAAUUCUUUAUCACAAUGUUUGUUUAUGCUAAUCUUCGAAACUCUACCAAUUUUGAUGAAGUUUUGUAAAUUUGUAUUGUUUGUUCUAAAUUGAAAUAUAGGAUAAUAAGAGAAAUAGACUUAGUAGGAGGUAAAACAACAUUUGCUAUUUCAACUAGUUAAAUGUAUAAAAAAUAUCCUUAAUAGAACGAAUAGUUGUGUAACAUAUUUUGAAUCCCUAUUAUAUCAUGGUGAUAAGAUGGCACCAUCCCAUGCUGUGCUAUAGCAAAUUAUAAAAGUACUUAUUACUAAAAACUUACUUAACAAUCAUAAGGGAGCAAAAAUCUAAUAAAUCUAACUUAAUAUAUUUUGUCUCUUCCUUGAUAAAAAAAAAAAAAAAUUUGAAAGAGUACAGAGCUCACAAAUAGUUUAGGUUUAUUGGCAUUACUAUGUUUUUAUGAAUAAUACGAUAUAUAAGUAUACUGGGUUAUUUUAAAUUGUCUGACAUGUCCUGUAGAAUAGUUUGUUAUUGUUGCUUGUUAUUUUUUUUUUUAAGAAGUACCAUUAUGUGAAUGGUCCUAUGCCAUUGUAUUAUGGUAAUUCAUGGGGUUUUUUGUUAUCACAUUACUCAGUAAGUACGUUAGAUGUUAGAAAUAAUAUGUAGUUAAUUCAAACUAACUCAGUAUACAUUGCACUGUUUAUUAAGGCCUGAUGCUUGUGUCAUAAAGCAUUUGUGUUUAACAGAAAGGUACACAACCCACAAAAUGAUAAAAAUGAGACGAUAAUACCAUAAUAGUGUAUGAAAUGUCUACAUCAUUUUGCUAACAGAAACUCAUUUUUAAACUUUUCUGACAUAACUCCUUUCUGUUGAACUGUGUUCAUUUUAAAAUUGACUUCAGUAAAAUUUGACUAUAUUUAAUUUUUUUUGUUUUGUAUGUUGACAUACCUUUACUGUAUUUAUAUUUACAUUUCUGAUUUUAAUUUAUAUUUUUAAUAUAAUAUGUUUGUGAUGUGUAAGAAAAAAAUACACUAAAUGGGUGUAUUUACAUAGCUAUGAUCUAAACUAGUCAUAUGACGGUGAGUUUAUUUAUUGGGUAUCCAUUCCAGUGAUUGUAUAACCACUGGAUAUACCCAAUUGUGAUCAUCAUAUUGUAUGACAGUAAAAUUAUUUAUUGGAUUUCACAAUAACUGCAUAAUAAUGGCAAAUACCAAAACCUCAAAGGCAAUAGAGGUACCAUGGGUAAACACUUGUUACCACCCUCUAUUAGGUGGGUUGGUUUAAUUUCCCAUUUGGUUGUUUACCAUACCUUUGGUAUGGUACAUAAAGAACUUUAUUUAAAUAAAAAAUAAUAAUGUCAAUUAAACUAUGUUACAAAUAUGUGAAUUAUUUUGUUAUCAAAACAUUGAAUGAUGCAGAUUUGUAAUGGCAUGAUCAUCAGCACCUUAAUGUACUUCUAUUUAAUGAUGUAACAUGUUCAAUAAGUUAAAAUUAAUUAUAAUAAUGAAUUAAAUACUCUAUAAUCUGGCCAUAAAUUAAAUUUGUAUUGAAACUAGGUUUUCUAUUGACCAUUGUUUGAGGUGGGUUUACAAAAUGACGUCUAGGAUGGGAGUUUGGGUAUCGAUUUUUUUUUUUUCGUUUAUAAAAAUUUAAGAGUAGACCCGUACUGCGAGUUUUCAUCACACUUUUUUUUAUACUGCAUCAUUUUUGCUAAAUUUUUUAACUGCGAUCGCGUACAGUUUCAUACAAUUUUCAUACUAAUGUUUCUUUAAAAUUUUACGUCAAAAAUUGCGUAUUUACUAUUUUGCCAUAUUUAUUUGAGACGCUUAUAUGAGUCACAUUAGAUUAACCACUUUGAUACGAUUUUUUUCGUUUUUUAUAGUGUAGAAUACCAAAUUUUUCCUUUUGAAUUAAUUUUGUAUUACAAUAUUGUUAUUUAGCAUCUGUUAGCUCCUUUCAUAUCUGUUGAAAUCUGACCGUUUUUUGGGCACAAUUUACCUUAUUACUAAGUGCACAUCAGUAAGCGCGUGGUAAAAAUUCGCAGUUCGGGUGUAAUUAUACUCUACUAUAAGUACUUGAAAUAAUAUUGUAUGAUCAAAAAAAAGGUUUUUACUAAGAGAAAAUUGGAAUAAUUUCCCAACUUUUUAUACGGGAAUGUUUUUAUAAAAAGAAAAAAAAUAAUAAACCUAUUUACUUAUUAUGUAAUACAAUAUAAAAACUGUUACCUAUUUGUCUGUCAACCUCUUAUUGAUUCUAUCUGAUACGAUAUAGCGUAGAGACCAAAGAAUUGAACAUGAAAUAAUUUAAUCUGAUAUAAUUUGUGAAUAUUCACUUCAAUUUGUCCUAAUUGUCCACUAACAUUGUUAACCUAACAUUAAGUUAAAUAUUGUACCUGCAAUAGCAUGCAUACCACAUGCAUAAUGUAAUGAAUAAAGUUGAUUAAUUAUUA
Galleria mellonella (greater wax moth) is the source of this 3574-nucleotide messenger RNA. It is a transcript of the gene Rab39, whose product is annotated as ras-related protein Rab-39B. Gene Ontology annotation, biological process: Rab protein signal transduction. Gene Ontology annotation, molecular function: GTP binding; GTPase activity. NCBI's taxonomy places the organism in Eukaryota, Metazoa, Arthropoda, Insecta, Lepidoptera, Pyralidae. The record is from RefSeq and is a predicted model, not a curated record. Bases 124 to 789 code for a protein of 221 amino acids. The transcript has 3 exons. Gene Ontology annotation, cellular component: Golgi membrane.